Molecule: messenger RNA, 844 nt
Organism: Populus nigra (black poplar)
Lineage: Eukaryota; Viridiplantae; Streptophyta; Magnoliopsida; Malpighiales; Salicaceae
Exons: 1
Coding region: 62-661 (199 amino acids)
Source: RefSeq, a predicted model, not a curated record
CACCACCCAUUUUACUUUAUUUUUUCUCCUCCUUCCCAGACGGAUAAUCCAGUCAGUUAUCAUGGCAUCUGUUCCUCUCCUCUCUCCCUCUACCACCGCCGCCGCUUCCUGCAGAACCUCCUCCUCCCUUACCCACCAGUUGCUUCAUCUUUCCUCCAAGGUCCCAUUCCAUACCUUCCCCGCAAGAAAUCACCGACUAAUCACCAAGCUUAACGUGUCCUCCCCCACCAACAAACCUGCCACCUCCACCACUUCGAAAAAACCCAUUGAAGAAAUCAUCUUUUUCGACGGCGGAGCCCACUACGGUGACCUCCUGGCCAACCUGCUACUGGGCUUCACUCUUCUCUGGCUGCCAUUGACUCUAGCUGCAGUUUCAAGGGCAUUUUAUCUUAGAUACAGGUUCACCAACCUGAGGGUGACAGUUAUCUCAGGGCUAACGGGUCAAGAUAGGAGUGAUUUCUCCUACAAGGUGAUAAAAGAUGUUCAGGUUGUGCCACGUUUCAUAGGUGAAUGGGGUGAUGUAGUUAUUACUUUGAAAGAUGGUACUAAAGUGGAUCUCAGGAGUGUUCCUAAAUUCAGAGAAAUUGCCAAGUAUUGUCUCUCUAUGGCCGAGAAGCCUCUGGUUAUGAAGGAGGAUAGUACAGGACCCAGAGGGUUUUAACUCUUAAGUAUGAGGGAAGGGUUUUGCUUUUCAUCUCUUUCUUUUGAAAGUAUGUAAAUUUUUUUUUUCCAGUUCUAAACGAGUAAAAACGCUCGGAUUACAAUUUUCAUAUUUACUCACUGCGAAGGUGUAUCGGUAUUGCUAUAUUGUGGAAUUAGAAGCUAAACCAAGUUCAUUUUUUCA